AUGUUCGUUCGCUCAACUGGAAAGGAAUCGCGAGUGGUGGCUGAUUUGAUACGGCGACAGGACCAAAAUCCUUUGGCGCCAGUCAAUAAGAAAUCAGAAAACCAAAGAGCUUGGACCUUACUGAUCGAUAGCUACAUAUCCAGAUCGCACAUCCAUGGAUUGUAUUUGCUCUUCUUGCCCUCGAUGCGACGACGUAUGCGAGUUCUGUGGGCACUGGCCCUGAUCUGCGCCUGCACCGUUCUGUUCCACGUGAGCUAUUUGCUGGGUGAGCGGUACCACAACAAGCAGUUUCAGACCAUCGUUGCCCACUCCCAUGCCUCUAUCCACCACAUCGCCUUUCCAGUGGUCAUCAUCUGCAACAAGAAUCGACUGAACUGGUCUCGGCUGCCCGAGAUCAAGUCCCUGUAUAAUAUUACUCCGUCUCAAGAUGAACUCUUUGAUCGCAUCCUCACCGCCUAUGAUGGCUUCAGUUUUCACAACUUCAACGCCUUCGAUUCGCUGCUUGGCGAGUCCUUGGAUGCACUCAAUCACCUGAACUUCACGGAAAUCGUGAUCCAGAUGUCGUGGAGAUGCGACGAAAUCCUGAGCGAUUGUCACUGGCAGACAGCGUCCAGAGACUGCUGUAAACUCUUUCGACCCCGCCGCCUGCCCCUCGGCUAUUGUCUGGCAUUCAACGAGCUGGAAAAGCGACGUGGCACGGAGACGGGAAUCAACACGGGGCUACUACUGAGGCUACUUCUGCGGGAGGCGCAACAUGCUCCAGGGAAUCCAGGGUUGAAGGGCUUCUGGCUAACAGUGGUAGAGUCUUCAGUGUGGUUCGGUUUCCCCAUCGAGGUGAUGCCCCACAGCCGCACCAAUGUGGCCGUUACAGCGGUAUAUCACUACUUCGACGAGAGCACCUUGAGCGUGCCCUCCAGUUGGCGGCACUGCGUCAUGGACCACGAGGAGGAGAGCGAACACUUUCGUACGCUGGAGGGCCAGAAGUAUAUGCUGGAGAACUGCCAGGCGGAGUGCCAGCAGCGGUAUCUGCUGCGGUACUGCAACUGCUCCGUGGACCUGUUCUACCCGCCAUCCGACUACCCAGCCUGUCGACUGAAGGAUCUGCCCUGCCUGGCGGCCCACAACCAUUUGCUGCAAAACUUCGAGCAGCCCGGGGAGCAUCCCUAUGUGCACCGGGAGGAGUCCGGCCUGGUCUGCGAGUGCCUGCACAACUGCAAGUCCCUCACCCUGCUGACCGAUAUUCGGAAGAGUGUCCUGCAACCCUGGCUGCAGCCCAAUUCCAGCGCCAUCGAGAGCAUGUGGCUCAAUGUGUACUUCAAGAAGCCCUCCAUGCUGGUCUACAAAACCAACCUGAUUUACACCUGGGUGGACUUGAUUGUUUCAUUUGGAGGCAUUUGCCAGCUUUGCUUGGGAUGUUCAAUUAUCAGCCUCAUCGAGUUCGUAUUCUUUGCCCUAUACAAGGUACCUCAACUUUAUUGGAAGCGUUUUUCGAACGAACAUCGUAUCAAUGAAUAA
Drosophila sechellia is the source of this 1515-nucleotide messenger RNA. RefSeq names its product pickpocket 14 (gene ppk14). The transcript is spliced from 4 exons. Bases 1 to 1515 code for a protein of 504 amino acids. Gene Ontology annotation, biological process: sodium ion transmembrane transport. The record is from RefSeq and is a predicted model, not a curated record. Lineage: Eukaryota; Metazoa; Arthropoda; Insecta; Diptera; Drosophilidae. Gene Ontology annotation, molecular function: ligand-gated sodium channel activity. Gene Ontology annotation, cellular component: plasma membrane.